AUGGCGUACGGACUGGACGAUAUUGACCUAGCAUCGUUAAAGGUGAGUAAAAUUUCACUUUUUGGCGUGUUGUAUUCCUUCAUGUUUUAGUUUCUUCGUGUGAAAAGUUAGAUUAAAAGGUUUCUAAUUCUGCGAUAAUUAUUCCUUGAGCUGUUGAGCUUGUAAAAUUGUCGGGUUCUUUGAAGAAGGCUUAUUUCUUGUCAGAGAGGAUUUAUGUAGGCAACGAUUCGUGAACAUAUUGAGCGAAGCAGCUUAUCUAAAGACAAGUGAACCUGAAAAUUUUACGGUGGUUGUCUUUCUGAUGUCGCUUUGUCGUUUGACGUCUGGCUAGUAAACACAAAUUCCUGGGGUUUUUCCUACCUAGUGAGAUUAAUCUUUUUCAUUAUUGUGUUGUGUGAUCUAUUAAAAAAUAAACUUGCUAAGAAAAUUGCGUUUUUUCGAAAGGAUCCUGCCGGAAUUUUCGACUUGGUGGAAGUAGUUGGAAAUGGCACAUAUGGACAAGUUCAUAAGGUACAGUGUAUACAACACUUAGUUGAAAGAAAUUGUUUUAACUAAAGAUAGCAUAAACUCUCUAGUGAUUUGUUAUGCUACUCACGUCUUUUAUUUAUAUGUCGAUGUACCGUAAGGACUCCGCAAAUUGCUCGCGCGAAAGCCUAAGAGCUAUUCAAACUCGAUUCUUUUCAAUAAAUUUCACAACAUUCCAUCAGAUUGUACAUGUUGCACUCGGUUGGUACUAAUUGUAACAAUCACAUAAGCGUUAAAACUUUCUCCUUCCUUGCGCUUCUAUGUUUGUUUAUUUUACAGUUUUAUUUCUGUAUUUAUGAAGCUUUCAUAUUUCAACAAAUUUCAAUGAGUGCUAAGUAAAUUAUGACAGGAUUAUAUUUGAAAAGCGAUCGUAAUUUGGCUGAAGUUACUUGGAUUGUAUGUGGUCUAUGUGGGUGUUUUGUUACUUCUUUUGGCUCUUUGGUCAUUUCUUAUAGGGUAUAAUUUAUGUAACACGUAAGCUUAAGUUAUUUAUGGAUUUUCUGUGGGAUCUUUUUUUGUGCAGUGUAUUUGGUGAUAAAAUUAAUAAAGCGUUUGAGCAGAUUUUACAAUGAUUUUAGGGUUUAGAGUAGAUUAGUUUCAAUGCCGACCACUUGUUGACAGUGUUAUUUCAGAUCUCUGCUUCUCUAGAACAUCCUUCUCACUGGGGAACCAUAAAAAUAAACAUUAUCAAGAAUACAUACCAUUUUUUAUGUAACAUUAACUGUCAUUCAUUCAAGCAUUUCUUCACAGAAGUUUACAUUACAGUUAACUCAUUAUAAUGAUAAUUUUUAUGGUGAAAAAUAACAGUGUGAUCAUGGAAUUUAGGAAUUUAUGUUUACCUUAUGUAUAUGUGUGGGAAUGCAGUAAAGUUCAAGAAACUAUGAUGGGUUCUGAUAGUGUUCAGUGAGACAUAAACAAGUGGUCCUUUGACGAGUUUUGUCUGAUAAUUCGACCACCAAUACCGUAUUUCCUCGAACAAUAGCCAGGGGCAAUUAUUUCUUUUUUCGCAUCAAAAGGGGGCAAUUAUUCAAGGGAGGCAAUUAUUUCAAAAUAAUAUUGCUCACUGGAAGUCAUGACCUAAAUAUUUUGUUUCAUUAUCCUGUUAAAUCCAAAAAUUAUCACAACAAAUAAACUGAACAUGGGCUUUUUAAUUGUUCCAAAUUUAGUUCCUUGAUUAAUAGUCAGUUAUCAGUUUUGCUGGACUAAUUGACAGGGACAGGAUAAACAAGGUUGCCACAGUUUUCAAGGUCAGGGAAAAGUCAGGAAAUUUUUCAAAACAUCAGGGAAAAUCUUUGAUAUUGUCAAAGUCAGUGAAAAGUCAGGGAAUUCUGUAUUCCAGUUUAUACUUCAUAAGUUUUCUUCAAGAUUUUGAAAUCAUUUUCUUGUGGAAAAGACAAAACGUAUGCUGCAAAGCAAGUAAAGUGAUCAAUUUGACACUCUACACCUGAGACAUGUAGUAGUUGUGGUCAGUGGUUUUUGUUGUGAAUGGUUUCUUCCAAAUUCGUUCUUUCUCUUUCUGCAAAAAGUGGAAAGAGGUUGAAAAUGAAGAGAAAACUAUGGAUGGCUUGCAAAAAAGGCUAAAGUGAAUGUAAACAUGGAUUGUUUCUCAUUAAUAUAAGGUCAGUGAAAGCUGUUUAAAGGUCAGUGAAAAGUCGGGGAAUUUUUAACUUUCUGAAAAGUGGCAGCCCUGAUAAAAGAAAGAAAAUGGCGAGAGGGGUAGGGGGUGAUUAUUUUAAAUAUUGCUAUCAAAGGGGGAGAUUAUUCAAGAGAGGCGAUUAAUCGAGGGACGGCUAUUAUUUGAGGAAGUACGGUAAUUAUAUGUAAUGUCAUUCCGAAUCAUUGAUUAAAAACACUGCAUGUGUCUAUUGUUGCAAUUAGGUAGUAACUACAAUUUUACACUUGGUGCACACUAUCUAUCAGCAAGAACUUCCUUUUACUCUCAGCAGUCAAAAUUAAAACAAAAAAUUCCAAAUUUCUUUUUUAAAAAAUACUACCUCAAAAAGAAAUUGUACAGUGCUUAAAUGUACUACCAAAGAGGCUUCAUUUAAAUUCACACAGUGUGACAAUGUACACACAACGUUCCCUCCCCCACCCCUCUGUGCAAUGUUGUGCCACUAUUAGAGCUUACUGUGAGAAACAGCAAACACCCCAACUUUCAUUUGAGCAGAGGGGGGAGGGUUGCAGUUUGUUUUGUGCUCCAAAGUACCCCAUUUAAUGACAUUGACUAUACAGUUUUGCCACCAAUUUUUUUGUGGAGAAUUGUCAACCCCCUCUUCACCCCCCUUCCCCCCUUCUUCUCAAAUGGGAUACUAGUCCAUCACAGGGUUCCGCAGGCUGAGGCCUGAGUUGUCAUAGUCUGGUGGAAGGAGCACCUUCAAUUUAUAGUUUGGAUCACUGACAAUGUUAUCAAAAAGCGUGCUACAUAGAACAUAAUAAUGCUUUAAAAUGGGUGAUAACCCCACCUCUAUUGCUGAGUUGCGCUAUCCUGAGGUUAUUAUUGAUAUUGCUCUUUUCUCGAGCCAUACCAGCUCUUUCUUUAUGUACUGGGGGAGACCAUUGAAAAAGACAGGUGCUGCAUAAUCAGUAACAGAUCUCACACACAAUGCGUAGAACACUUGCUAGAUCUUGUUUUGGAACUCCCGCUCUCUUUAACUGAGUUAGGAAAUAGAUAAGUACCAUUGUUGCAACAAAGUAACUUUUAUUAAUUUGUGUUGAACACAGGGCCGUCACAAGAGGACAGGACAACUGGCUGCUAUCAAAAUCAUGGAUGUCACUGAGGUUAGUUUCUUUCCUGUAUGAAUGUCUGCAUGUCAUCACUGUCUUAUUACUACUAUUUUCAGGAGUUUCUCAAGUCUUAAAAAUCAGAUUGUAUUUUGGCCCGUCUGUUGAAGGCAUGGCUGAGCUUCUGAAAUUUCAAGAGCCUCAGGACAUCAGAGUUUGGCUCAUCGCAAUAAUUAUUUCAAGAAUUUACUUCAUCAAUUAAGCUGAAAUACCACGUACUCCAAUCCAUAUUUCAUUGCAGAUGCUCUUCCCGUCACAGCCUUGAAAACCUUCUUAGCCUAGAGCUAUGAUUCUGAGUAAAUUUUAAAAUUUAUUUUUAAACAAUAAUUUCAUAUUAUUAAUGCAAUUUUACAUUCUGUAAGACUGACUUACAGUCUUGUAUUUUUAUUAGGAUGAGGAAGAAGAAAUUAAACUAGAAAUAAAUGUACUUAGAAAGGUAAGCAUGUAAUGGAAAGGUUUGCACUUACUUUGUUCAGGUUAAAAGGUUCUUUAGGUAUUUCUCUUAUUAACACCAGGCUCCAGUUGUUCAGGGCUGUUAUUAAGAGCCGGGGGCUGGGGAUUUCCCUUGGCCACUAUAAACAUGGUCCCUGGCUACUUUCAUUGGAGAAUAGAAGAAAAAUAGAACCAAGAGAAACCCCUAGCUGUUUGAUUCCCGGCCCACUUGUUGUAUGUACCUGGCAACUUGAAAUCUUGGUGACCAACCCAAAGGAUAGAUUGGAUAAAUUAUUAUCCAACAGAUAAGUAUUAACAGGUGUAUUUUAUAGUGUGCUAAAAUACACUCGUUUAAUAUUUUUGUUUCCAGUUUUCACAUCAUCGGAAUAUAGCAACCUACUAUGGAGCGUUUGUUAAGAAGGGACUGCAAGGGCAAGAGGAUCAACUGUGGGUAAGUUUGGGGAUUCAUUCAUCUUCCUUAUUAUAGUACAAAAUAAAUUGUCUCCUUAAAUGUCUCAAUUUGUUUCUACAACAGCUUGUGAUGGAGUUUUGUGGUGCAGGAUCCAUAACAGACCUAGUAAAAGGUGUGGAAAAAUUAUUUUCAUUGGAUAAUAAUAGUGAUAGUGACCGUCAAAAUCUCCUAAUUAUAGACUGUAGAGUUUCCUAGUCAGGCUUUCACUGGGUUCAUAAUGCAAUUCUUGCAUAAACUGCUGAAAGAAGAUUUUUUGACUUGCAUACAUUGUUAGCGCUACAUGCAUCAGCUCAUCACAACCAGUAGGUUGAUGUGUAUGAAAAUAAAGUAUAGUGUGUGUGUAGUUUCCUUCUCUGUACAGCUCAGCUUUCUCCUGAGAGCAAUCUACUCUUUUUGAAUGUUUUUAGGAGACCACAUGCAUCUAUUGCUUUUUAGAUUUUUACUUUUUGUUGACCACUGUUCAAAUUGUUUCUUUCCCUUUUCUUGCUUCAUAGCAUCAAAGGGCAAAGCAUUAAAGGAGGAGUGGAUUUCAUACAUCUGCCAUGAAGUACUCAAUGUGAGUGUUCCUCUAUGUUGUAUGUUACUUCUUAGUAGUUUUCUGGAGACGUACUAUACUCAUUUCUUAUUUUCAUUUUUCAUCCCGGGCAGGGUGUGAGCCAUCUUCAUCAAAAUCACGUCAUACAUAGAGAUAUCAAGGGACAGAAUGUGUUGUUGACUGAUGGGGCAGAAGUUAAGCUUGGUAAGAUAAAGAACCUCAGAAAUUGUGUCAUAAGACUCUAGUCCCUGCACAUAGACACCUCAACAAGCUUGUUAGUAUGGUUGCACACUAACUGACUGUAGUAAUCUUCUAGGGUGACAUAUCUCAAUGCUCUUUUCUUGUAGUUGAUUUUGGAGUUAGUGCUCAACUUGACAGGACCAUUGGAAGGAGAAAUACUUUCAUUGGUACUCCAUACUGGUGAGGAUAAUCAUUUUGCAUUAUCUUGAUGUAUAAUAUAAUAAAUUGGAACAAGAAGCAAACAAGUGGACAGCAAGGUUAAAACAGGAAUUUUCUGUGGUUCCUUCUUGGGUUCACCAGGACUCAGAUAUUGAGAUCUCAUCCUUUUAAAAACUGCCUUGCACAUAAUCAAAGAAAAAUUGAGCACUGGCGACUAAAUUUUCAGAACUGGUCGCCAGCUGGCACUAGAUUAAAAAAGCAAACCAUGCAAUCAUUCAGUUGUUUUAAAUCUUUAUAUUUGAAAUCAAUCGGAUAUGGUAGCUAGUAAAACUCACUGCAGCUAGCAUUUGUUUUGUGGCUGGGACCAAGAUGGAGCUCUGUUGACUGGAGUCUUUUAGGUGAAUUUUCAAAAGUUAAAUCUUUUCUUUGUUGUUUUGUUGUAUUUUAGGAUGGCUCCAGAAGUUAUUGCUUGUGAUGAACAACCUGAUGCUACUUAUGACAACAGGGUAUGCUUCCUUUGCUCUUUUAUUUUCUUUUGUUUUGUUUUUUUUUUUCUCUUUUUGAAAACCACGUUAAAACGUUUUAUUUUUUUUUUAAAAUGCCUAUGGACUAUGAUUACCUUCGACCAGAGACAUAUCUAAUAUACUUAUUUUAAACUAUUUACUGAAGUUUUGCCAUUGAUUUUCCGUAAAAAAUCGUUCUUGUGUAAUUAUGAUAAUAUUUUGUUCUAAAUUAUCUAACUGAAAUUUUUCCGUUAGCCCAUUCCCUUUAAUAAGCCCGGUGGCUUCUCUUGGGCUUCCUCGCUGUCUGCUAAGGAAAGGAAGAAAAACUGCAUCUAGCAUUGAUGGAGCUCUAAUUAGAUUUUUUUAGGAGAGUUUCAAAAGUUUUUUUUUGUUUUUUGUUUUAACAAAACAAUAAACAAUAAACAAUAAACAAUGCUGAUCCCCUACAUGUUGCCAUCGAGUGUUCAUUGUUCUUUUGUUAAGUGGUAGAGAGUUGUAGUGUUGUCUUCACUUUAUGGCUGAUCUAGGACGGACUGGUUUUUGGUAGUUAUUAUUUUGAAUUGUAAUAAUCUUUUCUUCUUUUUAGUGUGACAUGUGGUCAAUUGGAAUCACUUCUAUUGAGAUGGCUGAAACACAACCCCGUGAGUGUCACUUAGAAAUGAAGGGGUUAUGGCAGUAUGGGCCAUUUUAUUAAUUAUAUGAAGAAUGAUAAAAAUAAUCCUUUAGCAGUCAUGUAGAAUAUCAUACUUGUAAUGAUCAAAUUAGGGUUAAAAAAAAACUUGAAUUCCAACUUGUCCAUUGGGCUAGCAGCCCAGGGAGUGGCUUGCUUGUCUUAGUUAUUGGGGAGUUUUAGUGUUGAUGAUGGUGACGGCAGUGAAAACAUCUCUUUUAGAAUGAAUUAGCAUUUUUUCAAACUUUGUUGCAUUUAUUCCUAUUCACUGAAAUGUCUUAUGUAGGCUAAUUUCCCUGGAGUUGAUUUUUUGGGGACCGCACUCAAGUUUAAAAAGAGAAAGAAAAUUUCGUCCUUGCUUGUUUAAAUCCUCCAUAAAAUGUGAAAUUAGGCAUUUUCACAUCGGUGGUUGUGCAAUAAUGACAAAGACAUGCACAAAAAAGCGUGAUGCAGGUGCAAACUUGCUGUUUUGCUUAAUAAGCCUAAUGCUGUUUUGACGUUCUCUUUGCCGUCACUAUCAUCAUUCCUAAAACUCCCUUUUGAGUAAGUUGAAAGAUGACUUGCCUAUACCCUUGCCUAUUUUGCAAGUGAGCUUUAAAAGUUCCUUUCCCAUCAAGAAGAUCUGCUUGUCCUAGACUAAUGGACAGAACUUUUUUCAAGGCCUGCAAAAUGAUGGUUAUGAUAAAAAUGAUGGUAAUGGUGCUGGUGUUGCUGAUAGAUCCUCUUCAAACAGCUGUAUUUGUCAAAUCAUAAUUCAAACAUCCUUGUUAUUAUUAUAUGUUUUUAUAAUCCUUUAUGUAGUAAUCCGGGACCCGUGGAUGAUUUUCCGUAUUACCUUUUGACUUUCAAUUACGUCGUUCCCGCCACAUUUUUGUCCAAUGUUUAAAAUUGACUUUGAAUCGUGCACUUUUCAAUUCCAGCUCUCUGUGACAUGCAUCCAAUGAGAGCCUUGUUUCUCAUUCCAAUGAUGACAUGAAUGAUCCUCUUUGAACUACAAAUCCAAAUUGAUGUUGAAUUCUGCACUUUGCAAUUCCAGCUCCUGGUCCAAUGAAAUUUUUCAUUCCAACUUUGUCAAGUCCAAGAAGGCCUGGUCUGAUUUCAAACACGUGUUAUCAUAAAUUAUCAUAAAAGACCUACUGCUGACCAACUCUUACAGGUAUUUAUUUGUCUUCUUGUUUUUUUGUUUUCUUUCUAAAUGUGGGUGUGUUUUGGGGGAAAUCCACAUCUUGAUUCAUGAACCCAAAGUCAGUUUAUAUAUAAUUGAAUAGAGGUAAUCAGUGAUUACAGAUCUGCGUUCAUCACAUACAGAAAAAUUACGGAAAUGAAAUCAAGUCGAAAGGAGUCCAGUUUCCUGGCUGAGGUGCCCCUGAUAAAAUUAAUAGGGGCAGCUAAUUUUCAGUCACCCAUGAUAGCUCGAAAAUUAGGAACGCCAGAUUAGGAUGUGUUCUGACGAAAGAGACAAACUUCAUUAGAGAUUGUUACUUGUAAUCAAAGAGUCUAAAGUAACUUUUUUGUUUGGAUGUCUUUAAAAUAAUGAUGGUUUGUGGGUCAUGAAGCACUUGUGCAAUUUUAUGAGAGAUAUUUUAGGUAGAAAAUCAUGGCUGGGUCAUUCAAGUUAAAUGUUACUUAUUUGUGGUUACUUUCUAGCAUGAGUUUAUACGGGAUGCAAGGUCACAUGAAAGAAAAAUAAGGAUAGAGUUGAAGGAUUUUAUUGACAGGAUGAAAAAGAAGAAAG
This is a messenger RNA of Porites lobata, 8052 nucleotides long. The record is from the annotation of a GenBank genome assembly. NCBI's taxonomy places the organism in Eukaryota, Metazoa, Cnidaria, Anthozoa, Scleractinia, Poritidae.